Molecule: messenger RNA, 1409 nt
Organism: Rhopilema esculentum
Lineage: Eukaryota; Metazoa; Cnidaria; Scyphozoa; Rhizostomeae; Rhizostomatidae
Source: RefSeq, a predicted model, not a curated record
CAAUGGUGGCAUAUGAUGCAGCUAUGUACCUAUUUGGUUGUAAAGCCUGCCCUGAGAGUAAUGCAAAUAUGGAGGGAAACACACCAUCUGGUGUAUUUCAAAACACCACUCAUGGGUGCAGGCUGCAGGAUCUGUACUUGGCUUCGGAGCACUACUUUGGUUCUGUCCGAAUGCUCAAGUUGGUCAUCCAAAAAUCUCUUGACUGUCGAUUUUCUCACGGAAGAUGCAAAUUCGUUUCUCGUGGUUCUAUAAAUUCAGUCUAUUUCAAGUUGAAGUACAUUUUAGGAUGCCCUCACUGCAUUGAGGUAGAGGUUUGUCAGAAUCCCGGUAGCCUGGAAUGUUUGGUAAAAUGGCUGCCAGCCCUCAAGACUUUAUUUCACGCAAUACAAGAUGCAGGCUCCGAAGCAUCUGACUGUCGAUUUAUUGUAAACAAGUUCGCUGGAGGAGAAGUUGAAAAGAGCGUCCUGUCGUUGAUGAAUUUCCAUAAGAAUCUUUUCACUUUAUCUAGUUUAGCAAGUUCAGUUAAUGUAAGUAUCAUCAUACUUGAUAUUUCGAAUAGUUUAAAAUCGUCACUUGCCAGAGUUUUAUUCAAGGAAGCAUGUCUUUUCGAAGAGAAGUAGAGAGCCGUCAAUUUUACUAUGUAUUAUAAUUACUUACCAAUGCUAAAUAAAGUGGUCUAGGGUUGUUUAAAACAAAGAUGAAAAUUCUGGGCCAAUGAAAAACUUGUAUCCGCCGCUCUUCAUGAUAUACAGUGGAGCCUCCAUAUCCACUGUUGAGAGGUGUCCGAUGUGUUGAGGUCAGGGGCGUCGCGAACGGGGGGUGUGAGGGUGAAACACCCCCUAAUAGUAUCUCAAUAGGAAAUUUCAGGCAAAAUCUGAUCGGUGGAAGAAACGCUUUAGUUAUUUAAGAGACCGUCAUGUCAUAAAAUCAAUAAAGGAUCAAGCAAAGCGAGUUGCUACGUUGGUUGAAUAUGAAUAAAUGUAAACAAACUAAUAAUUUGGAGAUUUGAACAUUUCUUGUUGUCUCCAAAUCUAAAAAUCCAGGCCCUUUUUUGGUAAAAUUGUGUCUUGUGUGCAUUUCCCCUAACAUUCAAAAGGCAUGCUAAGACGGAAAGCGGGAUCUAAAUUGACUACCAGUGCUUUUUGUUACCUAGCUUUAGAAGUAACUGACAACAUGGUAUUUUUCAAGACCAAAUUGUACCAGUUGUUUUUAUCUGCUGUUCAAUUUGUUUGCAAAAAAAAUUUUCGAUAGCAUUAGAAAGAUUGCUUUAGUGAAAUGUGCUUAAAUGAUUGCAUUUUCCAGGGAACUAGAAGCAUCAAAAUUCGAAAAUUUCCUCCUAACUAUAUCCUUUACCCGUUCCGAUAUAGAGAUUUGACAAAACUAAUAGGAAAGUCCCUUUUUAUACAAUA